This is a messenger RNA of Cucurbita maxima (winter squash), 1395 nucleotides long. RefSeq names its product protein STRICTOSIDINE SYNTHASE-LIKE 10-like. Gene Ontology annotation, molecular function: strictosidine synthase activity. The transcript is spliced from 3 exons. NCBI's taxonomy places the organism in Eukaryota, Viridiplantae, Streptophyta, Magnoliopsida, Cucurbitales, Cucurbitaceae. The record is from RefSeq and is a predicted model, not a curated record. Bases 99 to 1232 code for a protein of 377 amino acids. Gene Ontology annotation, biological process: biosynthetic process.
UCAAAAUAGAAUAUGGGAAGCAAUCUUUUCACCACUGACAGAGUUCUAGAGGCCGUCUUUCCACUCCACCCAUUCCCAUUUCAGCAAAGGAAGAACACAUGAAUUUUAUGUUUACAUUGACGGUGGCGACGUUUGCAGCCGUCGUUGCCAUCCUCUUCUCGCUCCAAAUCCCUUUUCUCAAGCUAAAUCAGGUAUUUGAGCCGCCGCAGAUUCCAGGAACCCACGACUAUCUUCAUUCCGCCACCGUCAUCCCAGUCACCGGAGCAAUCGGACCGGAGAGCCUGGUUUUUGAUCCGAAUGGAGAAGGCCCCUAUACUGGCGUCGCUGAUGGCCGGAUUCUCAAGUGGCAAGGCGAUGGCCGUGGCUGGAUUGAUUACGCUGUCACUAGCUCUCAGAGGAGUGAGUGUGUUAGGCCAUUUGCACUUGAAUUGGAGCAUAUAUGUGGGAGGCCAUUGGGACUACGUUUUGAUAAGAUAACUGGCGAUCUCUACAUCGCCGACGCCUAUCUCGGCCUUCAUGUAGUGGGACCUGGUGGAGGCUUGGCAACAAAACUUGUGAGUGAAUUUGAAGGCAUCCCACUUCGCUUCACAAAUGAUCUUGAUAUUGAUGAGGACAGUGAUACCAUAUACUUCACUGACAGUAGCACAGUUUUCCAAAGAAGGCAGUUCAUGGCAUCAAUCUUGAGCGGAGAUAGAACAGGAAGGUUACUUAAGUACCACCGAGCUAGCAAACAAGUUACGGUUUUACUACAAGGCCUUGCUUUUACCAAUGGAGUUCAGCUAAGCAAGGACCAUUCCCAUGUGCUUGUUGCUGAGUCCACCUCCGGCAGGAUCCUCAGAUAUUGGCUUCAAGGCUCUAAAACAGGAAAUUUGGAUGUCCUCGCUCAGCUUCCGGGCUUUCCCGACAACAUUAGAAGGAAUUCCAAAGGCGAAUAUUGGGUUGCUCUGCAUUCCAAAAAGGGAAUUGUUGGGAACUUGGUUGCUUCAACCUCUUGGCUUGGGAAGCUGCUGUUGAAGCUUCCUUUAGACUUCAAGCAAUUGCAUGCGUUGGUGGUGGGAGGGAAGGCUCAUGCCACUGCUGUUAGGUUGAGUGAGGAAGGAAAGGUUUUGGAGAUAUUGGAAGAUUGUGAAGGGAAAACUUUGAAGUUCAUUAGUGAAGUGGAAGAGAAGGAUGGGAAGCUGUGGUUUGGGUCGGUUCUAGUGCCGUUUGUGGGCGUUUAUGAAUCGAAGUAGAGCCGUUCGUCGUUCGAAUAAAUAGUUCGCUCUUGUUUCUCGUGAUUAUAGUUUUCCUUUUCGAAAUAGAGUAACUUUUGUGUAGAAGAUCGUAAAAAAGCGUGGGAAGAAGUAUAAGUUCUUGUUCAUCUAACUUUUGGUUAAUAUAUUUGGGUUUUGAAUC